AGACGUGAGCCACAACAGCCUGUACGGGCGUCUCAGCCUCGACUUCAAGGGCAUGGUACCGGAUGCUCAUGCCCUCAUCAACCUGGCGCACAACUUCUUCUCCGGCGAUGCUCUGCUCUUUGCUGCCGGCACCCGGGUCUGCCCCAUGGAGGCCAGCGGGUCAAGCAACCCGAGUAGUCCCAGCACCUUUGAUGCAUUUGCCGGAAAGUGCAAAAUUACUACAUUUGGCCUGCAGGAUUACUCAGUGACAUGGGCAGGAAAGGAGGUGAGGGGGAGUGUGGCGGGAAACUGCCUGACUCUCACCCCGGACACGGAGUGCUCUUUUAACGCCACCCAGCGCAGCUCGGAAGCCUGCCGGGCAUUCUGCGGCAUCACUGCCAACGGCCCGUGCGACGGCCAUGGGGUGUGUGUGCUGCCUGCUGCACCCUCCUCCCCGUCCAACUUCACGUGCCGCUGUGAUGCCGGCUAUUCUGCUCUCGACUCAGGCAGUGGCUCCACAUGUGCCCUUCUGGUGCAAGCAGGCUCACCAGGCUCACCAGGCUCACCAGGCUCAACAGGCUCACCAGGCUCACCAGGCUCCCUCCCCAAGGCCGCCACCGCCACUGUGCCUUUGCUGACCCCAUGGCUGUGGCCUGCUUUUCUGGCUCUGCUCUGCUGCGUCAUGUGA
Closterium sp. Naga37s-1 is the source of this 667-nucleotide messenger RNA. The record is from the annotation of a GenBank genome assembly. Lineage: Eukaryota; Viridiplantae; Streptophyta; Zygnematophyceae; Desmidiales; Closteriaceae.